This is a messenger RNA of Oncorhynchus gorbuscha (pink salmon), 2918 nucleotides long. RefSeq names its product cytoplasmic phosphatidylinositol transfer protein 1-like. The record is from RefSeq and is a predicted model, not a curated record. Gene Ontology annotation, cellular component: cytoplasm. The coding region runs from base 751 to 1788 and encodes 345 amino acids. Gene Ontology annotation, molecular function: phosphatidylinositol transfer activity; phosphatidylinositol binding. NCBI's taxonomy places the organism in Eukaryota, Metazoa, Chordata, Actinopteri, Salmoniformes, Salmonidae. The transcript is spliced from 9 exons. Gene Ontology annotation, biological process: phospholipid transport.
AGAGGAUUGUUCACAUUUGAAUAGAACCAGUGACAAUGAACCGGAGCAUGAACUCUGAUGCGCUUACUUUCACGCAUCUUGUUUCCUGCCCGCAUGUUUCCGUGGCAGCGGCAAAAUAGCUCGUCGUCGCACGGAGUGAGAAACGACAGCCAAAGGAAGAGCUCGUCCCGUUUUUUUUCUUCACAUCCAUAGAGAGAACACCGCAACAUAAAGCUAAGCCUUUGUAAAAGAAGACUCGUAUGUGCAGGAACUCAGAAGCGUGAGGAAGAGUACAUUUUAGCGAAUUAGCCUCUGCAAGGACAGACCUGACCCUCGCUUUUUUAAAUAUAUUUGUUUUAUAUUAACCUCGCAUCUAUUUCUUUUUGGUUUGAGAAAACUGCAGUUAAAGCAACUUGGCCGUUUUGUUACCGCCCACGUUUUGAAAGCAACAUCUGUUUGGCCGAUUUUCAAUCGAUUCUCAUGUAUUUCGCAGAGGGCAUAUCCUAGUUAGGUACGUUUUUUAACUGCUUUCCUUUACCCACGUCCUGUCCGUAAUUUUUAAAAAGGCUCGUUUUUGAACGCUGCUUGUGAGAAAUUCCCCAGUGAAAAUUCCAUUCGUUCCGAUGAGACAAGACAACUCACAGUGGUCAUCUGUUUUCAAGGCGAUCCACAUGCAUAGCCAAACUCUGCGUUUUUAUUAGCUAAAGCUUUGGCGGUCAUAACUUGUUAGACGGGCUACAUUGUAGAACAAGAAGAGCUAUAUCAAAUAAGAUGUUGCUCAAGGAGUACAGGAUAUGCAUGCCGCUGACUGUCGAGGAGUACAGGAUUGGUCAGCUGUAUAUGAUCAGCAAACACAGCCAUGAGCAGAGUGACCGCGGCGAAGGGGUGGAGGUGGUCCAGAAUGAACCGUUUGAUGACCCCGCCCACGGUCGGGGUCAGUUCACGGAGAAGCGUGUCUACCUCAACAGUAAAUUGCCCAGCUGGGCUCGAGCAGUGGUGCCCAACAUCUUCUACGUAACAGAGAAGGCCUGGAACUACUACCCCUACACCAUCACAGAGUACACGUGUUCUUUCUUGCCCAAGUUCUCCAUUCACAUAGAGACGAAAUACGAGGACAACAAAGGCAGCAAUGACAACAUCUUCUCAGACAGUGAAAAUAAAGACCAGGAAAGGGAAGUGUGUUUUGUGGAUAUCGCCUACGACGAGAUCCCUGAGAGAUACUAUAAAGAGUCUGAGGACCUGCGGUACUUCAAGUCAGAGAAGACGUCGAGGGGCAUGCUGCAGGAGGGCUGGAGGGACACCCAGGAGCCCAUCAUGUGCUCCUACAAGCUGGUCACCGUCAAGUUUGAGGUGUGGGGCCUGCAGACACGCGUGGAGCAGUUUGUACACAAGGUGGUGCGUGAUGUGCUGCUCCUGGGCCACAGGCAGGCUUUUGCCUGGGUGGAUGAGUGGAUCGACAUGACGAUGGAUGAGGUGAGAGAGUAUGAGCGCACCAUUCAGGAAGCCACCAACGAGAAGAUCGGGAUUUCCCCCCCGUCGAUCUCCAUCAGCGAGAUGCCCCUGUCCUCCUGCACCCUCUCCGGCCCCGCCAGCGCCCCCACCACCCCCCUCUGCACUGACGCGCCCGAGUUCCUCUCCGUCCCCAAAGACAGAGCCCGCAAGAAGUCCGCCCCUGAGACCCUCACCCUGCCCGACACCGCUGCCCAGAACCAGAGCGGAGUCCCCCAAGGCUCUACGCUGGUGCCGCUUCCAAAUCACUCCCCCUGGCCCUCCUCUGACUCUAACCAGGCUGAGUUAGGGGGGGAAUAGGAGGGACGGGAUGUUCUUUUCCCCCAUAUGCCCCGCCACCUCAUUGUCUUAGUAGCCCAGCAAGACUAGCCUCUACACCCCAGUGCCCAGUCCUCCAGGCCCAACUAACCAUAUUGCAGAGGUCAGUGCUUCUUACACAUAUCUCCAGAGGUCAAAGGUCUAACCACCAGUUUCCAAUCUCCUACAUCCUCAACAGAAGUCUGUUUUGUCAGCCUUCAAAUGGAUGGCUUCCUGAGAUCUAGCCAAUCAGCUGUCUGAUCUACUGUAACAACCACCCAAGCUGUCCAUCAAGAGAACAUAUCCACAAGGGGUUUUGUGUGCUGUUCUCAAUUAGCGAUCCCUGCGUUUGUCAUAAAAUAUGUUAACAAAAUGCCAGAUGGAUUUUUUUUUUAAUCCGGUCAGCUGAUAAACCUUAUGUAAUGUAAAUGUAGCUGCCAUAACAACAUGAAGAGAGACGAUGAUAUUAUUGUUUUGUUCACUUGAGUGAAUGAACAUCUUUUCAUAGAAUUCUCAAAUAUCAAAUUAUAAUUUUGACCUUGAAAUAAAUCAACUUUUAAAUUAACAAAAUGGAAGUAGAAGUACUGUAGUAUAGUUAGUUUUAUUACUACAAUGAUUCACUAAAAAGACACCACCUUUAACCUGGACGGAGGGGAGGCCAUUCAAAACUGAACCCAGAUCUGUGUGUGUUCAUGUCUCUCCACUCCACCAGGUGGAAGGUCAGUACAACCACAGAAAGAGAUCCCGUCUCUGGUCUCCAGAGCUCUGCUUCGGCCCUCUUUAGGAAGGGCAGGGAACGUAACCAUUCUCUCCCUGCUUUAAAACACAAUUUUUAUACCUGCAUCUAUACUCACCUGUCUACUUAACUAACCUUUGGAAUGUUUACACAACAUGAGAUAAGCCAUGAUAAAAUACAUAUUGGGCAUAAAGUUUGACAUUAGAGAGUGAUGCAGUCAGUUUAAUCAAAUUGGUAUAGCAACAGAACAGAUAUGACUAGGGAAAAUGCUGUAAAUGUACAGUUGAAGUCAGUUUACAUACACCUUAGCCAAAUACAUUUAAACUCAGUUUUUCACAAUUCCUGACGUUUAAUCCUAGUAAACAUUCCACGUCUAAGGUCAGAUAGGAUCACCACU